AGUCUUAUAUCGCUUUGGGAAUGUCUCGAAAUACUUGGAUCGUAUCAAUCUGCCUAACAGCAGUAAACACAGUCGAACAGAUGGUAGCGCGAUAACCAAAGUUCAGUACAGAGUUUAGAUGAUUUGCGCGUAGAAUCGGAUCAUUGAUGUGUAAAAUAGUGGAGGGAGAGAUCCAUCCUCAGUGGAAGAGAGAUAGAGCUGCUGGAGAGAGACAGAACUCGAAGAGUCUAAUUGUGCGCAAAUGACGGAAUAAAGAAAUCGGAUGCUAUCAAACCGUUAUCAACCUGUGCGCGCACUCGCUCAGCGCGCCUUUAUCGUUUGAGAGGUUAACUACGACGCAUGUAUGCUGCUACACUCAACACUAGAACUUCUAAACUUCAAAAUGGGAGAUAAUUCGCAGUCUGAAGCUUUUGAGGCUCGGAUACGAGUCAGCGGUGGAGGCAACAACGGUAGCACAGGUUCCGAUGGUGAUAGCAAACUAGAACCCUCUAGUCCUGUAGAUAGACACACUUUUUCAAGAUGCAGCAGUACUGGCUCUGUAAAUACUCCGUCUUCUUCUGCUCAUAAUACCGAGGAUGAAGACAGUGACAAUAAAAGUUCUACGAUAAGUUAUAAGGAGCGCCGCAGAGAAGCCCAUACUCAAGCAGAGCAGAAGCGUAGAGAUGCCAUAAAGAGAGGAUAUGACACGCUUCAAGAUCUCGUACCUUCGUGCCAACAAACCGAUGCUUCCGGUUACAAAUUGUCAAAGGCCACUGUUUUGCAAAAAUCAAUUGACUACAUUCAGUUCUUGCUGCAGCAAAAGAAAAAACAGGAAGAAGAAAGAAAUGCGCUUAGAAAAGAAGUCGUUGCUUUGCGCAUCAUGAAAACCAACUAUGAGCAAAUAGUUAAAGCUCAUCAGACGCAGCCCGGUCACUCGGAAACUCGCGUUUCGGACGAAACUAAAUUCCAAGUGUUUCAGGCAAUUAUGGAUCGCUUGUUCCAAACCUUUGACAGUGUGUCUGUUACAAAUUUUGCUGAAUUGUCAGCUUGUGUGUUUAGCUGGCUGGAAGAACACUGUAAACCACAGACGCUGCGCGAAGUGGUUCUCUCCGUUUUACAACAACUCAGCAAUCAAAUCAGCUAGUAUACAAUACGUUUUUUAAGUUUAUAAGAAUUUAUUUUUUACUUCAAAGUCAGAUUUCUUUUGGGAAUCAGUUAUAAGAGUACAAAUUUAAUGGGAGUUGCGUUAUUAAUUUUUGUUGUUUCUAGUUUAUGUAUAAUUUGACCAGGCAACUUAGCAGAUAAUAGCGCGAGUUACGGUUGCAGGAAUAUUCCAAGCAGAUUCGAUACAAUCAAUUUAUCUUUUAUAUUUUAUAGUUGACGAAUAAAAUUGUGUAUAAUAUUUUUGCAUGAUGCCAUGAAUGUAAACUAUUACUUUAUAAUUAUGCUACGUUGAUUUACAUCCAUUUUAGGUAUGUAGAUAUGGAAACUAUAAAUGUUUACAAAUAUUUACAAAACUUUAAUAAAGUUGAAGAAAAUUCCAUAUAACAGUGAUAAUUAGUUCUUCGAUAUUAGCUGUAUACAAAAUCGCGUUCUUCUGCUCUUCCCCUUUAAUAAUUUUUCAAAUUCGUUCAAAUAUCAAUGCAUCUACUCCAACAAAUACUACUUUAUAAACCUCAACUCAAAUGAAAUCCAAGAAUAUGAGUGUCCAACAUUUAAAUCGUGCAAAAACCGCCAAACCCGUAACUCUACGAAAACGCCACCUUUCCUCCAGCAUAACCGGCCGUAUAUAAUAAUCCAGUGCGCUAUCAUCUCACAUAAGUAUCGCGCACAGCAUUACAUACACUUUAUCGCCAGCAACAGAGCGAUCGAAGCGCACCAUCGCCAGCGCCAAUUCAUAUUACAUCGUCAUCAUCAUGACGCCGGGUCUUUUAGCUGGAAAACUCGCUAUCGUAACGGGCGCGGGCAGUGGCAUCGGCAGGGCAGUCUGCAGACUGUUCGCGCGCGAAGGUGCCAAGGUCAUAGCCGCUGAUCAAAAUGUCAAGGCCGCCGAGGAAACAGCCGACACACUCGAAGGAUCGGAACACGUGCCGGUGGAAAUCGACGUGAAGAGCCCGGAGAGCAUCGAGAAUGCCUUCACCCACGCGAAAAAGCACUUCUUGGUACCGCCGACCAUCGUCGUCAACUCGGCUGGUAUCACCAGAGACAACUUUUUGCUGAAGCUCAGCGAGGAGGACUUCGAUGCUGUACUCAAUGUCAAUCUCAAAGGGACGUUCCUCAUAACGCAGUAUGCUGCCAAGGUAAUGAUAAACUCCGGAAUAUCGGAGGGCGGCUCGGUGAUCAACGUAGCUUCGAUCAUUGGAAAAACUGGAAACAUCGGCCAGAGUAACUAUGCGGCGUCCAAGGCUGGUGUCGAGGCUUUCACGAAAACUGCGGCGAUGGAGUUUGGACAGUUUGGCAUUCGAGUGAACGCUGUGCUACCUGGCUUCAUAGAAACACCAAUGACUGACAUGGUUCCUGACAAAGUGAAGCAAAUGUUUGUUGAGAGGAUCCCAUUGAGACGUAUGGGAAAACCAAUCGAAGUGGCAGAAUUGAUUCUGUUUUUGGCCUCGGUAAAGAGCUCCUACAUCAAUGGGGCUUCCAUCGAUGUCACUGGUGGUUUGCACUAAGCGAAUACUUUUUUCAUUUUUGUACUUACGAACUUUUAAUAAACAAAUUUCUUACGUUACUUAA
Molecule: messenger RNA, 2712 nt
Organism: Nasonia vitripennis (jewel wasp)
Lineage: Eukaryota; Metazoa; Arthropoda; Insecta; Hymenoptera; Pteromalidae
Product: estradiol 17-beta-dehydrogenase 8
Exons: 9
Coding region: 1896-2648 (250 amino acids)
Molecular function (GO): oxidoreductase activity, acting on the CH-OH group of donors, NAD or NADP as acceptor
Source: RefSeq, a predicted model, not a curated record